UAUUGAGCGCGUAUCACAUGAUAUCGAUCUCAAGUUCAGGAUCUCAAGUAAACGUCCUAAUUGAGUGAACUAUAGACCGAACGAAUCAACGUUUCGUUCUUGCUUAAAAAAAAUAUUUCGGUUUAGGGCUUCAAACAUAUUAAAAAUUGUUCAAUUAUUUACUAAAAUAUAAAAAUUAUUAUAAUUCAUACGUACGUUAUUUAAUUUUUUUAUAAAAAUGGUCAUUUAACGUUUUAGAAAUAAUUUGUUAUGAUUUCAAAACGCAAUGCGUAGUGAAAACGAAACGCAACAAACAUCAUUGUCAAAAAAAAAAUAUACGCGUCCUUCGCAACCACUUGUUUUGUUUAUCAAUAAUAAACGUAAAGUAAUUAUUUUCCACAACGAUGACAACAAUUAUAUUUUUACUCUCCUCGAGAAGAAAACUUUUUUGGAUAUUUUGAAAAGAUACUCCUCGGUGAUAGAGAAUAAGGAUACCGAUGGCGCUUCAAUACGCGCAAAAAAUGAAGCUUGGGAUAUUGUAACCAGAGAAUACAACGCAAGCCCUCAUGCCACUAAUCAGGUUACUAAUAAACAACUGAGGAGAUUGUGGAUGAACCUCAAGCAGCGGCAAAGGGAAGCAGAACGUCAACAUCGGCUAGCUACUGGAGGGGGGCCUGCAACCAGUGAUGCAGUUGUAGACCCAGAUGUGUCUGAGGUGGCCCCAGCUCUAAUAGUUGGUAUUGAUGAUGCUGUUGACUCUGGUACAAUUCCAGUAACCGCUGACCUUGCCGUCCAAGAAGUAAAUAUGGACUCGCAGCCCGUCUCUUAUCUUGCACCACUUGCUGCCCCAACCCGGACAACAUUGACACCACCUCCACCUGGAGUAGGUCCACUACUGUCUCUGUCUAUAUCUACCCCACUACCAGCUCUCCCCACAGCCACUCCACCACCACCACCUCUUCCUCCAUCCACUCCACCACCACGUCUUCCAACCCCACCUCUUAUUAACCCAUCAAAUACAGCCACCCAAACUUUUCAAAGGCAUAAGAGUUCUAUUCUGGAUAAGGAAUAUAAAGACAGACAGAGACGGGCUAACGAGAUUCAUGACUUGGAGGUUUUAUUAUUAAGAGAAAGAAUAAGAGAAGCAAAGGCGAAAGCAGACCUUGCAGAACUUCAACUGCAGCAGCAGUGUUCCUCAGAUAGUGCAACUGAUGGCAGAAGAGAGGAUGUGGCAUAAUAUAAUAAAUGGAAUAUUGUUAAUUUAUGAAAUAAAAGCAUAUAAGUCAAUAUAUAAAA
Messenger RNA from Pectinophora gossypiella (pink bollworm), 1275 nucleotides. Its product is annotated as cyclic AMP-dependent transcription factor ATF-5-like. The record is from RefSeq and is a predicted model, not a curated record. The coding region runs from base 266 to 1216 and encodes 316 amino acids. NCBI's taxonomy places the organism in Eukaryota, Metazoa, Arthropoda, Insecta, Lepidoptera, Gelechiidae. The transcript has 4 exons.